AUGCCCGUCAUUUCACGCCUCGCGUCUAUCAUUCUCCGCGUUGCGGAGAUCGCCUUCGCAGCUGUCGUCGCAGGUGUUAUUGGACACUACCUUGCCGAGGUUAACAACAGUGGUGCAGAUGUUAACUGGUGGCCUCAGUCGCGAUGGAUCUAUACUGAAGUCAUCGCUGGCUUAUCGAUAUUGCUGGGUCUUAUAUGGUUAAUCCCAUUCUCGUCCGGAUUCUUCUCUUGGCCCAUGGACAUCCUCAUUUCGUUUGCUUGGUUCGCUGCGUUCGGUGUCCUCGUCGACACCAUCCGCCACUUGCCAUGCGGCAGUAUCUGGUCCUGGCAUUUUAGAGGAGACCAGACAUGUGGCCGGUGGAAGGCUGCUGAGGCCUUCAGCUUUCUUUCAGCUAUUAUCUGGCUUGUUUCUGCUAUCGUGGGGAUCUGGUUUACCUUCCGCGUGCGCCAAAACACCACUGACGGAGUGUAA
Messenger RNA from Penicillium egyptiacum, 471 nucleotides. Lineage: Eukaryota; Fungi; Ascomycota; Eurotiomycetes; Eurotiales; Aspergillaceae. The record is from the annotation of a GenBank genome assembly.